AUGGUGCUAGAGGCACAGCUUUGCUUGCAAGAUCAGCCUUUGGCUGGUGACCUGGAGGCUAAACUCCAGGUGAAUCAGAACGUGGAGAUCCAAAGGGCCCGUCUGCGAGAUGAUAUUAAGGAAUAUAAAUUCCGAGAAGCGCGUUUGCUGCAAGACUACACUGAGCUCGAAGAGGAAAACAUCUGUCUCCAGAAACAAGUGUCUGUCUUGAAGCAAAAUCAGGUGGAGUUUGAAGGCCUGAAACAUGAAAUCAAAAGACUUGAAGAGGAAACGGAAUUUCUCAACAGCCAGCUAGAAGAUGCCAUACGGCUGAAGGAGAUCUCCGAACGCCAGCUUGAGGAGGCCUUAGAGACGCUGAAGACAGAGCGGGAGCAGAAGAACAAUCUUCGUAAAGAGCUCUCUCACUACAUGAACAUUAAUGACUCCAUGUACAGCAGCCACCUGAACAUCUCUUUGGAUGGACUGAAGUUCAGUGAUGAAGCCACAGAGCCCAAUAAUGAUGAAAUCAUGAAUGGAUUUGAACAAAACUGCCUCAGCAAACUCAGCAAUGGCAAGAAUAGUACAUCAACACCCAAGAAAAAUGAAAGCUUCCCUCCAGCCCCAAGUCUGGUUUCAGAUCUUCUGAGUGAAUUAAACAUUUCUGAAAUCCAGAAGCUGAAACAACAGCUUGUUCAGAUGGAAAGAGAGAAGGUGAACUUGUUAACAACGCUACAGGAAUCUCAGAAGCAGCUGGAAAAUACACGGGGGGCCCUCUCAGAGCAGCAUGAGAAAGUCGGCAGACUCACAGAAAACCUGAAUGCGAUGAAGAAGCUCCAGGUCAGCAAGGAACGUCAGUCUGCCCUUGACAAUGAGAAGGACCGAGACAGCCAUGAAGAUGGAGACUAUUAUGAAGUUGACAUCAAUGGGCCAGAGAUCCUGGAGUGCAAGUACAAAGUGGCUGUGGCAGAGAUUACUGACCUAAAAGAAGAGCUUAAAAAUCUUAAGGCAAAAUACAAAGAAUGUGAGUCUAAGUAUGAGGAAGAGAAGAGCAGAUAUGAGACUGAGAGCCAAGCUCUCACUGAAAAGAUCACCUCACUAGAAAAAUCUGGUAGGCAUGAUAGAGAACAGGUGGCCAGACUGGAGAAGGAGCUGAAGAAAGUCAGUGAUGUUGCUGGAGAAACACAGGGCAGCCUCAGUGUGGCCCAGGAUGAACUAGUCACCUUCAGUGAAGAACUGGCCAAUUUAUACCACCAUGUCUGUAUGUGCAACAAUGAAACUCCAAACAGAGUGAUGCUGGAUUACUACAAGGAAGGUAAAGGCGGACGCAGUAGUCCAGAGACCAAGGGAAGAAGGUCUCCCAUUCUUCUUUCUAAAGGGCUGUUAACUAUAGAGCUAGGAAAGGCAGAGAAUGGAAGCGGUGACAGCAGCCCUUCUCCAGUGUCAUCUUUGCCGUCUCCUGUGUCAGAUCCUCAGAAGGAACCAAUGAACAUUUACAACUUGAUUGCUAUAAUCCGGGAUCAGAUCAAACACCUGCAGGCUGCUGUGGACAGAACAACUGAGUUGUCCAGGCAGCGUGUUGCCACUCAAGAACUUGGACCUGUGGUGGACAAAGACAAGGAAGCUCUCAUGGAAGAAAUCCUGAAGCUGAAGUCCUUGCUGAGCACCAAGAGAGAACAGAUAGCAACUCUGAGAACUGUGCUGAAGGCCAACAAACAGACUGCAGAGGUAGCCCUUGCCAACUUAAAAAGCAAGUAUGAAAAUGAGAAAGCUAUGGUUACGGAGACAAUGAUGAAGCUGCGAAAUGAGCUGAAGGCUUUGAAAGAAGAUGCUGCUACCUUCUCUUCCCUGAGAGCAAUGUUUGCUACAAGAUGUGAUGAAUAUGUCACACAGCUGGAUGAAAUGCAGCGGCAGCUUGCAGCAGCUGAGGAUGAGAAGAAGACUCUGAACUCCUUGCUUCGGAUGGCUAUCCAGCAGAAACUGGCACUGACCCAGCGCCUGGAACAUUUGGAGCUAGACCAUGAGCAGUCCAAAAGGGUGCGCACAAAAUCUGCUUCCAAAGCCAAGAGCAGUAACCCUACUCUGUAGAGUAGUCCCUGGAGAAGGCCUUUCCAACAGUGCAACAGCAUUUCUUAACUUCUUUCAUUAUGGUUAAAAGUGGUAGCCCAUUGCACAAAGAAUGGAAACCACUGACCUGAUCCUAACUCUUGAAAACACCUUUUUCCUAUAUAAUACCUGAAACGUUCCUUUUAUGUAUGAAGCUAUAAAACAAACAAGCUUUACCUAUAAGUGCUGCUGCAGUAAGAAACCUUACAAGUGCUGAAGAAACCUACUUCAAAAGUAAUGAUCACCAUGUUAGUUUAUGAUCUACUAGAAAUGUUCGGAUUGGGGAAUUUAUUAUUUCAUUGCAGAUGCUAAUUUUUUAUCUGAUUGUUAAACCUGUGCACUUUUGAUAUUUUGAUAUUUUUCUUUAGCUUCUGUAAUUCCUUAUGUAGAAGAGUUUAUAUAAAUGCAGUGGUUUGUGCUCAUAGUCUCUCCAACUUGGGUUUGUGAUUUUCGAAUUCUACAUCAGCAUGUGGCAGAGAUUUGGGGGGAGCUCUAGAUUGUGAUUAGAAAAGGGUUUCAACAAAAAACAGGAGCUCUGCUAAACUGUGUGCUGUGCUUCAGCAGCUUUUUUAUUAUAAAAUGUUAAGCUUUAUAUGUUUAAAUUACAGAUUUUUUUU
Molecule: messenger RNA, 2699 nt
Organism: Pelecanus crispus (Dalmatian pelican)
Lineage: Eukaryota; Metazoa; Chordata; Aves; Pelecaniformes; Pelecanidae
Source: RefSeq, a predicted model, not a curated record